AUGGACGGCUCGAAACAAAACUUGAAAUCCGACGCCGACGAGAACGACCCCGAUGUCACCAAGAUUGAACUUGUUCAGCAUCACCUAGAGAAAAUGCACAUAUCAAAUGUCACAGCCGACGAUAUUAAGGACAUCUUGUCGACAAACAUUGCCCCAGACGACCCCGAGCAGACUGCCGAGUUUAUCAAGUUGGAACAGAAAUCCGCUUCAGGCAUUAUUUUGCCCUACGACCCCACAGUGCACAUGCUUGGUGCUGAGAAUCGAGGCAAUGUCACAUGUUACCUAGAUUCACUGCUAUUCGCCAUGUUCGCCAAACUCGACGCCUUCGAGUGUAUGCUCAAGUCAACCUUCCCGGCAGAUGACGCGAGACGAAAACUUGCUACAUUGCUGCGUAUAUGGGUCAACAUGUUGCGAUCGGGAAAGCUCAUUCGUACCGACUUGACAAAAUUAAUCCAAGAAUCACUAAGCGAUUGUGGGUGGGCCGAUGCCAAACUCCUGGAACAACAGGACACUUCCGAGGCUUUCGCUUUUCUCACCGAGACAUUGCAGCUUCCGCUUUUAUCCUUGCAGGUCGACCUCUUUCACCAAGGCAAAGGUGACAAGGAUGACCACAAGGUGGUAUACGAGCGACUCCUGAAUCUGGCUAUUCCCUCGGAUCCCGAUGGCAAGGGGAUUAAGCUUGAGGAUUGUCUCGAGGAAUAUUUCAACGCCAGGGUUGAUGUUUUGCGAGAUCAUGAAGAAGCAAAGAAAGGCAGCAUGGAUGAUAAGGGGGAUGGUUCACCUCUCCUGAGCCAGAAUACUAUCCGGCUCAUUCGGUCAGAAGAAGCAGGCACAUCACCUCUGGUUGCCUCGCCGGUUGAUCUUACGCCGUCACAGCAAUCUUUCGGCAAUCCCAUGGAAAGAAGCAUGUCCGAGGCCUCAGCGUCCCAUAGCGUUUUUCGGGUUCAUUCCCAGGAUGGCCCGUCGCACGAGAACCAAGGUACAGAGGAAGGCUCGCCAACUAGUCCCCGGAUAAGAUCUACUAGUGUUAUUCAGCGUGUUCUGGUGGACGAUGAUGGCCGGCCAACGGGCGCCGGGGGCCAAGUCAUGAAAAAACGAACCAAGCGCAAGGGUUCAACGGUCGUCAAAGCUGUCACAAUUCCUGCUUGGCAAUUCUUUCGACUGAUUCCCUGGCAUGCUUUGACGCCUAACGAGCCUAGAAGCGACUCUGAGGUGGCCUUGAAUUUCGACCAGAGACCAGUGGUUGGUAUCUGCCUCAAACGCUACGCCAUGACAGAAUUUGGACAAGCACAACGACGCAACACUUUUAUUGACAUCCCCGACAGUCUACGCUUGCCGCAUUUUAUGCUUGCCGGGGGCCCCAAGUUGGAGGAAGACCUCUAUGGGCUCAGCACCGAAUACAAACUCGUGCUUCAGUCCGUGGUCUGCCAUCGAGGAGAUUCCCUCCACAGCGGCCACUACAUUUCCUUUGCCCGAGUUGCCCCGAAGCUUCUGACUGGAAACCGACGGCACGAUUUUGACCCUCCUCCAGAUUAUGAGGAGGCGCAGUGGGUGAAAUUCGAUGAUUUGGAGGCGAAAAGUCGCAUCACCUACGUGGAUGACAUCAAGCAGGCGUUAAAGGUCGAGAUGCCCUACCUCCUGUUCUACCAAAUUGUCCCCAUGGUCGACAUGCCCCGCGCAUCAACAGACGGCACAGAGACAAACCCUCCGUCAUACAAUGAAUCUAAAACGAGCAUGGAGCUCAAUGGCGACUUGUCGUCUUCUGCAUUCGGCCGAUUGACGGGGCAUCACAGAGACGAUCUCCAAGCCAUUGACCUCGGCCCAAGAAGCAAACCCCCUAGCAUUCGGUUAUCUGCAGAUAUGGAUCGCCCAGCCAGAGGAACCUUUGACCCUUCCUGGGUCACUUCCCACACAGGCUCCACGCCCAAUGCCUCCCGCCGAGAAAGCAUGGCCAACACGGAAUCGCCAGCCGUCACCCCAGGCGGUGCUUCGCCCGUCAUGGCGCCCAGCGACGAGCCUACCGCCUCGAGAUUGUCCCGUGCUGCCUCCCGCUUCGCACUGGGUCGACAGAGCCGGCCGGAGAGCCAAUCGGGCGAGGGAAGACUCAGCUUCUCCAUGACCCGUCUAGGCGGACUCAUGAAGUCCAGCAAGGAGCCGCUCAUUGAGCCUCCCCCGUCCAACGGAUUACAAACGUCGGCUUCCAACUCUACAGCCCCCAUUUCAGAAACCUCGGCCAAAGGCCCCGACUCGCCUGUCGACGGGGAGAAGCACGGUGCUACCCCGCAGACACAGAAACAUAAACACCGUGGAAAGACAAAGGACAAGGACAAGGCGGAAAAGCAAAAGACCGGGGAGCAGCCCGAGCGAGAAUGUUCAGUCAUGUGA
Metarhizium brunneum ARSEF 3297 is the source of this 2385-nucleotide messenger RNA. RefSeq lists its product as uncharacterized. Gene Ontology annotation, cellular component: nucleus; cytosol. Gene Ontology annotation, biological process: protein deubiquitination. Gene Ontology annotation, molecular function: cysteine-type deubiquitinase activity. The record is from RefSeq and is a predicted model, not a curated record. NCBI's taxonomy places the organism in Eukaryota, Fungi, Ascomycota, Sordariomycetes, Hypocreales, Clavicipitaceae.